Molecule: messenger RNA, 2817 nt
Organism: Aphanomyces astaci
Lineage: Eukaryota; Oomycota; Saprolegniomycetes; Saprolegniales; Verrucalvaceae
Exons: 3
Coding region: 52-1602 (516 amino acids)
Biological process (GO): transmembrane transport
Cellular component (GO): plasma membrane
Molecular function (GO): antiporter activity; xenobiotic transmembrane transporter activity
Source: RefSeq, a predicted model, not a curated record
UUCGACGACGACGAGGGUACACAUCGCAACGAAAUCUUGUACGCGCCGACCAUGGAGUCUGAUCCACUCUUGGACACAAAGAGAUCGAUGUACACGUUGAAGGCGGUGGCGGAAGAAGCUGCGUCCAUAUAUGCCAUAUGCUGGAAGAUUUCUCUUGCGACCUUUUGUCAACUGAGUGUCUUGACCAUCUCGACGGCAUUCUUGGGGCACCUGGGGACUCGGGAAUUGGCGGCGAGUGCGAUGGUCAUGUCCGUGGUGGGUGGAUUUCGAAUCAUACCGUGGGCCUUCUCUAUCUCCAUUAGUACCCUUGGGGGCCAUGCCUAUGGAGCCAAAAACUACGAGCUAGUGGGUGUAUGGCUGCAAAUCGGGCUCAUCAUGCUCGUGCCUGUGUCUGCGCUACUGAUGGCCGUGUGCUUGAACAUUCGGCCGUGCCUUGAACUGAUGACGGACGAUCUGGAGCUGUUGGCGAUGGGCGAAACCUAUGCCUGGUAUGUGUCGUGGAGCGUGUGGCCAAGUGCCAUCUACGAAGCGCUUCGAGGCUAUUACAAGGCCCAGGAGAUCAUGACCCCUACCACCGUGGUGGACGUCACGACCCUGUUCAUAUCGAUUGGAGUCAACUACGUGUUCAUCUAUGGCUGCUUGGGCUGGCCAGGGUUUGGUUUCAUAGGGUCCCCCCUUGCCCUCGUGUUCAUUGCUGUCAUUCAGUCGGUGUCGUUGUGGUCGUUUGCCCACUUGUUACAAGAACGUCACACCAGUGUGUGCGUCUAUCGAGGGACGAUCCGUUACCCACCGAGUCCUGAACGCUCGUUAUGUGUAGAAACGUGGUUUGGCUGGAAGGCCAAGAAUUGCUUGAACGCGGCCCGCUUGCGCCAAUACUUGACCCUCACAGGCACGUUUUUGGUGUAUUUGGCCUUGGAUGAAUGGGUGUACAACGUGUUGGCGAUCAUGGCUGGUAAAAAAAUUCUACUACUACUGAACCAUGCGACCACCACAAUGUAUGUAGCUCGCAUUGGCAGUUUGAAUGUGGCCGCGUACAACAUCCUGUUCACGAUCUGGACGUUGGCGUACGGCGUGUACAUUGGAUUCAGCACUCCGAUUCAAGUGCGAGUCUCACAUGCUCUCGGGGCUAACGAUCCUGCAAAGGCCAAGCAAUCUGCUGUUGUUGGGUGUGCGAUGGGUUCAUUCGCUGCGGGCUUCCUCAGCGUGGCCAUGUACGUCGGUCGAGAUGAGAUGUUGGCCUUAUACACGGCCGACGUGGAUCUGCAGGACGUGAUUCGUCCUGUCUUGGGGCUGUUUUGCCUCGCCGCGUGUCUCUCUGGAGUGCACAUCACUUUGUCGGCCAUGCUAGAAGCCAUGUCGUUGGCCGGUACCCUCGUCCUCGCUUCGUCCGUUGGCUCGUGGCUCGUGCUCCUCCCCGUGGCGUACGAACUUGCGUUUGCGACCAGCUGGGGGUUUGGGGGGCUGUACAUUGGCAGUGUCAUUGGCGAAAGCGUGAAAUUGGUCAUCAUGGCCGUGGCCUUAGUGUGGGUGUUCGACUGGCACGUCGUGGCCGAGCAAGUGUCCAAACAAGUGACCAGCGACAACGAAGAAUUUGACGUGUAGAAAGAUCAACAACUGUGACGAUGGCUGUAGUACUUUAUUGUACAUUGACACUACGAGCCCACUUCGAAUGGCUUUAGGAGUGUCAAAAGUAAAGAAAUUCCGUUCCUGGUUACUAUCUCCACAUUAAGCGAUAAAUAUAUCAUGACGGUGAAGCCGACGAGCUACAGGCCGUACGCGUGGCAGUCCCCUCGGUCGUACUCGCACGCAGCAUUGAAGCACGCGAGGUCGCACAGUCGGUCGCCGACAGCCCAAAGCACGCACCCCGUCGCACACGUGGCAGGCUCACAGCCCGCCAUGACGCUUGUAGUCGAGUUGCAAUACGUGGUCUCGCCCAUGGCAACCAUUUUGGAUGUCAAUCGAGCCAUGUCAAAGCCUGACGGGAGCGCCGCAAUUGGAUUGCAUGACAAGUCCAACACAAUGUCAGGUCGAAGGGUCGCAGGCACUUGCGUAAGGAAGUUUCCACCAACGUCGAGGCGGUUGAAUUGAGACAUGCCGUUCAGUUGGGUCUGCCACGUCGUGGCGAGGUCGGUCAGGCGAUUGUUGGUCACGUACAGCGUUUGCAAGCUCGAGAGCUUCGUGAUGGCGUCCGGAAUGGUCGUGAGCGACGUGUUGAAGAAGAAUACGUUGGUCAGCGGUUGCCAAAUGUCGUCCAAAUUGGACGGUAACGUCGACAGUGGAGUGGAUUCCACCAACAAGUUUGUCAGUAACGGGGGCAACUUGGUUUGCAAAAUGGCCGGCAUGGCAUCAAAGUCGCAUUGACGCAGCUGCAACGACAUGAUGGUCGCCGGCAACGUGCCUUCCCAUGCCCGCAUUUUCGUGAAUUGGAAGAUCAUCGCCCCCAGUGACUGCUGGUGCGCCAGUGUGGCGCUCGGGAUGCCGCGCCGAACGUCACAACGGCUCACUUGGAGCACAAACAGCGUCGACCCGACGUCCUGAGGGUCGAGUUGCGUGUCCACGUCCAAGCUUUCGUUGUGCAAUGAGUGGCAGUUGAUGUGAAGGUACUUGCAGUGACAAGUCAUGUCCACCAACGGCGUCGUAGCAGCCUGGCAGGUGGGCGGGCACGGUUGCCGGAAAAACAGUGCUUGGAUGCACAGACCCCACAAGGUCACGCCCCAUGUGACACUGCACGAGACGUACACGACGACGAGGGGCGACCGCCGGACGUGGGGCACCCUGGUGGCGUUUUUCGCAAGAGUAGUCUCUCGUCCAGUGGAG